AUGACAAGAUCAAUCAUUUUUUCUAAAUGGAUGAUGAUUACUUGUUUAUUGGGAAUUUUUUUAUUCCCAAAUAAAAUAUCAUGCAAAAAAAGACCUCUCCAAACACUUAAUGUUACUCUUCCUCCACUUGAAGAACAAGUUCCUGUAUCCGAAACUUAUUUGGAUCCUCGGGUUUAUUCUACUUUAAUCUCAAAACAACUUGCCAAUGGAACUAAGCCUUCUGAUGAAUGCUAUUACAUUUCUACACCACGCCCUCACGAAAAUAAAAACGUCAGUUGGGACUGCGAAGCUGGAUAUUAUUGUCUCAGUCCGAGGCCCUCAUCAAAAUUCCCAUGUACUGAUGGAUUUUAUUGUCCAGAAAAUACACAACCCGUUUAUUGUUGUGAGGGUUAUUAUUGUCAAACUCCAAAAACAAUCGAACUUUGUCCUGAAGGUCACUUCUGCGCCCUAGGAACAGUGGAUCCACAAUCUUGUAACCAUUUGGCUUAUUGUCCAGCCGGAUCAAAAUCUGCCAAUAAAUAUUUUGUUGGAAUUUUAGUGGCAGUCUUAAUAUUAUUGAUCUUAAUAAUAUUCAAAUUUAAAAAGAGAGCAGAUGCUCAAAAAGACGAAAAAUAUCGGAUAUUAUUAGAAGAACCCCGAUAUGAAAAAAGUGAGACUUUAGAUCCUGUUUCACAAACAUUCGAUAUUGAAUUUAAUGAUUUAGUUUCAGGAUCACUUAAUCAUGGUAAAACGUGUGCGAUCAUGGGACCAUCUGGUGCUGGUAAAACCACAUUUGUUUCUCUUUUGACGGGAAAAGCAAGAAAAACCAAUGGAAAAAUAAUUGUAAAAAAAUAUAAAGAUGGAAUAGAAGUUGGGCAAAAGUCAUCUCUAGACUAUUACAGAAAACUUAUUGGAUUCGUACCUCAAGAAGACAUAAUGCUCAGAGAACUAACGAUUCGCGAAAUUUUGGUGCAUUCCGCACUAAUGCGUUUACCAACAGAAAUGGCACGUGCGGAAAAGAAACAAAAGGUUAUUGAUAUUAUUAAAUUUUUGGAAUUGAGUCAUGUAAUGGAUACUGCUAUUGGUGAUGAAGUGACACGGGGAAUAUCGGGUGGUCAAAGGAAACGUACAAAUAUUGGAAUGGAGCUUGUAGCAGAACCAUCUAUCCUUUUCUUAGAUGAACCAACAUCAGGUUUAGAUUCUGCAACAGCAUUUGAUGUGUGUAAAUUGCUGAAAAGCAUUGCGCAUGAUCAAAGAAUAACAGUUGCAGCCGUAAUUCAUUCACCAUCCGAAAAAUCUUUUAGAAUGUUUGACGAUCUUAUGUUGUUGGCUAAAGGAGGAAUAGUUGUAUAUUCCGGACCUCGGAAUGAAGCAAUGCAAUAUUUUAUUGAUAGUGGAUUUGUUUUUCCUGACGGUGAAAGUGAACCUGAUUUUAUGAUGGAUAUAGCAUCAGGAAAUGUAAAACCAGAAAACUCACCAGUUGAUAAUUUAAUCGAAAAAUAUCCUGCUUGUAAUUCAUGGGUAAAAUUCAAAGGAGCUUCAGCCUCAUCACCAACUAAUAAUUAUCAAGAUUAUCAAGCACCAACAACUAAUAAUUAUAAUUAUUAUCAAGAUCAUCAAGCACCUAAUAAUUAUUAUUAUCAAGCACCACCAAUUAAUUAUUAUCAAGCACCAAUUAAUUAUUAUCAAGCACCAAUUAUUAAAAUUAAUCCUGAACCCGAACCUUCUGAUAAUAAUAAAUCACGAAAACUCGGAAAGACAACGGGAUUUUCUGACAAAUUGGGUACAAUUUAUCAAAAUAUUUGUGAUUCCCGUCAAUAUGUGGGGGAUGUGGGAAAAGAAUUUUUUUAUUUCCUUAAAGGGCUUGUUGUUUGGAAAGAUUCUGUUCGUUCAACGCCGAAUACUGUAGGAGUAUUUACAUCCAUGGGGAUAAUGUUUUGUGGUAUCAAUG
Diversispora eburnea is the source of this 1930-nucleotide messenger RNA. NCBI's taxonomy places the organism in Eukaryota, Fungi, Glomeromycota, Glomeromycetes, Diversisporales, Diversisporaceae. The record is from the annotation of a GenBank genome assembly.